UUUAAAACAAAGCUUAAACCAAAUUACAUGAACUUUGUUAAACGUUGAUCAAAGCUUUACUUUAUCGCAUAACGUACAAGCUACAAGGUGUGCGAUAAAAACCUCAAUCAAAUGGCUAAGAGCAGACAGUGUGGUGCGUGUUUUCUGAAUAAAGUAGCUUCUCAUCGCCGUAUUUUACAUUUUUUAAUUUGAAUCCGAAUACAAAUGUAGGGAGAGUUAUAUUUUGAUCCUUAUAAAUUUUUUGCGUUUCUUAGUUAUACUCUUAUUAAGCUAAAAAACUUGAAUACUUAGAGAACAGAAAAGAUAAAAUGAUAAUUAAAAAUGUGUUCAGUGUCACAGUAAUAGUUACUGUUAUUUCUAUUCAAGCCAUUGGUGUUAAUGGAAAGUUGCCCUCAACUUUGAAGAAAUGUUCCCGAAAUGAUCCCGAUAUAAAUGGGUGCAUUAUAAAGGCCGUUAAUAUAGUGCGUCCCUUAUUGGCAACUGGUGAUCUUGGCGAUGGAUAUCAUACACCACCCUUGGAGCCUCUUCUUUUAGACAAUAUUGAAAUGGGUAGAGGUAGACAAUUCAGAGCAACAUUUAGCGAUAUCCAAGCCAGAGGUGGAAGUGAUUUUAUUAUAGAUAAAUUGAGCGCUAACACAUCUACUAUAGCUUUUGAUGUUGCUAUAACCUUGCCGAAGAUUUCAUUUAUUGGAAAAUACUCGCUUCGUAUAAAACUUCUGCUAUUAAAUAUUCAAGGUGCCGGAGACAUGAAAGGAUAUUUCGAAAACGCAAAAGCUGACGUUCAAAUGCGAGGAUCGAAAUACUUCAAGAAUGGCAUUGAAUAUGUGAGAUUCACUAAGAUGCCUAUUAGAAUUAAAGUGAGCAAUAUGAAGUUACAAUUGGACAAUUUGUUCAAUGGUGAUAAAAUUUUAGGAGAAGUAGGUAACUCCAUAAUAAAUGACAACCAGGAUCUAUAUUUGAAUGAAAUAAUACCUGGUCUUGAAAAGGGUCUGUCUCAAAAAUUUCUCCUCAUUGCAAAUGAAAUUCUUGAGACAGCAACUUAUGAUGAAAUGUUUCCACCAAAUUAAGUCGUAAUUAAUUUGAAAAUAUCAUUAAAAUACUGUUCAUAGAAUUUAAACUUUGAAUCAAAACGACAAAAUACACCUUUUGAAAAGGAUUUAA
Episyrphus balteatus (marmalade hoverfly) is the source of this 1161-nucleotide messenger RNA. It is a transcript of the gene Jhbp10, whose product is annotated as protein takeout. NCBI's taxonomy places the organism in Eukaryota, Metazoa, Arthropoda, Insecta, Diptera, Syrphidae. The transcript is spliced from 4 exons. The coding region runs from base 309 to 1067 and encodes 252 amino acids. The record is from RefSeq and is a predicted model, not a curated record.